Molecule: messenger RNA, 948 nt
Organism: Arctia plantaginis
Lineage: Eukaryota; Metazoa; Arthropoda; Insecta; Lepidoptera; Erebidae
Source: the annotation of a GenBank genome assembly
AUGGAUACUAAUCAGGAACCUCCGACUGAUAAAGAUCGAACAUCGACAGCGUUAACAAAACCGGCUGUGCCUGCGCCUGAUUGGAGCAUACAAAACCAUGAGAUGGACAUGUCCUCACAAGAAGCAUGUGAUAAAAAUUUAAACAUAAAUUCAUCUCAUAAAGAGUCUGUAACAAAUAGUAUCGCAAAGCAAGUAAGCAAUGGAGAUGCAAAAAGAGAUGCUCCAACUCCUACACAGAGCGUACCUAGUAAUUCCUCAUUAGUAGCAACUCCAGUUUUAACUUCUCAAAAUCGUAUACCUGGAGAAGUGGCACUUACACCUACUCAUAGUGCAUUUACGCCACAUACGUUAAAUCCACAUAGUUCUAUGACUGCACUCACUCCUAUGGUGAGCGGAUCUAAUCAAGCGAAAAACAGUAUUAAAGUUCAGAAUUGUGUAUCAACUGUGCAUUUAGGUUGUGAAUUGAAAUUAUUAGAUAUUUACUGUAGGACUCGUUUCUCUGAAUAUAACCCUGCAAGAUUUCACGGCGUAGUCAUGAAAAUAAUUGAUCCUAGAGCAACAGCAUUAGUGUUUAGAUCUGGCAAGGUCCUCUGUACAGGAUUAAGAAAUGAGCACGAUUCUUAUUUAGCUGCUCGAAAAUUUGCUAGAAUCAUACAGAAACUAGGAUAUCCAGCAAAGUUCUUGGACUUCAAAAUACAAAAUUUUAUUGCUACAGCCGAUUUACGAUUUCCUAUAAGAUUGGAGGCACUACAACAGGCACAUGGACAAUUUGCAUCGUAUGAACCAGAGUUAUUUCCUGGACUGGUGUAUAGAAUGGUUCGACCAAGGGUGGUAUUAUUAAUAUUCGUUAAUGGAAAAAUUGUUUUUACAGGUGGUAAAACAAGGGGUGAAAUUCACGAGGCCUUAGAUAUAAUCUAUCCAAUUUUAAGAAGCUACCGCAUAAGUUAA